Talaromyces amestolkiae is the source of this 693-nucleotide messenger RNA. RefSeq lists its product as uncharacterized. The record is from RefSeq and is a predicted model, not a curated record. The transcript is spliced from 4 exons. The coding region runs from base 1 to 693 and encodes 230 amino acids. Lineage: Eukaryota; Fungi; Ascomycota; Eurotiomycetes; Eurotiales; Trichocomaceae.
AUGGGAGAUUACGGUCUCAAGGCCAAGCCCGGCCGCGACAUUGUGAUUGUGAUUAUUGUGUUUGCUAUUAUUUCAGUGAUAUCAGUAAUACUGAGAAUAUAUUCGAGAAGGAUACUGAAUAUCAGUUUGGCGUUUGACGACUAUCUUAUCGUGGUGGCGAUGGUAUUUGUCCUUGCAAAUGCAAUCCUAGUCAUAACAACCGUCACACGAGGCGGAGUCGGAUUCCACAUGAUCUCUCAAGUCCCUAUAGCAGAUGUCAAAUUCGUCCUCAAAGCAAUUAUCCCCAUGCAAGCAUUAUACGGCAUCGGUCUAGCUCUCGUCAAAACAUCCAUGAUGGGCCUAUACUGGCGACUAUUUGGCUCUAAAACGAGUUUCCGAACCGCCGUCUAUAUUGUUGGUGCGAUCGUCUGGGGCUGGGGUCUGAGUAUCGUCCUGGAGGUGUUUCUACUAUGUACGCCCUUUGAGUUCAACUGGAAUCAGGCAGUAGCUGGACAUUGUGCGAAUCGAAACGCGGCGUUCGUUGCUGCCGGUGUGCUCAAUUUAAUGACGGAUUUAUUGGUUUUGUCGCUGCCCGUGACACACAUUUGGAGACUGCAGUUAAGGACAGGACAAAAGAUCGGACUGAUUUUAGUAUUCAGUCUUGGUUUGUUUAUCAGUGCUAUCAGCAUGAUCCGAGUCAGGUCCGCUAUCUAA